Prunus avium (sweet cherry) is the source of this 2420-nucleotide messenger RNA. NCBI's taxonomy places the organism in Eukaryota, Viridiplantae, Streptophyta, Magnoliopsida, Rosales, Rosaceae. The record is from RefSeq and is a predicted model, not a curated record.
CCAAAAACUCACUGUGUAUUCCUCUUUGUCUGUAAUAAAAGCACUGCUUUUUUCUCUCUCUCUCUCUCUUAUUUGGGCCCCUCAUCACUAGUCACUGUAGCUGUGUGUAAGCUGAUAUUAAUAUUUAGUGCUUCACUAGCUAAAACCCACCUCCAAAACUAGGUUCUAGCACUCUCUAGCGAGCUAAGCCAUUAGCUACCUAUUCUCUUUCUCUCUAUCCCUCUGACUAUCUCCUCUUCCUCUUCUCAUAUUCCUCUAUCUUCUCUUCACCACUCACUAACUCAGCUCCCUAAAUUAAUCAAUCAGUUUACUCUUUUUUCUUUUGUCCACUAGUAAUUCAUGAUUUGUUUCUCUCCCCCAUUUUUAGCCAAAGACUGUCUCCUCUUUCUUACAUCCUCUUAGUUUGGCUUUAAUCUGCUAUGGAAACCGAAGGUGCUGUUUGCUACUGUUUAAGCUCAUGAGCAAGAUUCUCAAAGGGAAGUUGGCGUGUUCAUCCUGCUGCUGUUUCCUUCUUUCUUUCUCGAUUUCUAUUUCUAGUGGGAUCCAAAAGGAAGAAAGAAAAAAUAGGUUUACUUCUCUACUAGCUUUGUCUCAUCUUCUUAUUGAUUUUCCAACCAUCAUUUUCCUUCUUGGGAAGUCUUUGAGUGGUGACCCCCCUUCACUCCCUCCCUCCUUCUCCCCCCUCUAUGUGUAUCUCUUUCAAAUGAUAGAGAUAUGUUGAGUCUACAGAGAAAAGGUGGUUUGAUUUGCUUAGAUUAGUUUCCAACUUUCUGGGUGUAGUACACUAGUAUUUGCUUGUUCUUUCUCUUUCCUUCUAAGUUGAGAUCAGCUGAUGAUAUAUAUGUAUGUAUGGAUAUGUAUAUUCAAAGUUGAGGUGGCUGAUGACCUUUUAGUUGGCACUUUGUUCUUUGAUCAAAAGGAUUUAAUAUUAGCCCUAAGAGGAGGCCCCAUAUCCCAGAGUUCAAACUUUCUUUCCCCUCUUCUCUCCCCUCUCCAUUUUGUUUGCUUCACUAAAAGCUAGAGAGCAUAAUUGUCAAAAAAUUAAACUCCUAGGUAUUUGAGGAGCCAAAAACUAACCACUUUUUAGUUCUAAUCAUUCAAGCUCGAGCCAAGCCUCCUAUUUCUCUAUCUUGUUCCUUCUCUUUUGGUCUCCAAUUACCAAACAAACAAGACCCAAAUCAUUAAAAUAAUACCUAGAGGAAAAAGAGAAAGAUCUAGCUAGGACUGAUUAUAUAAUGGAACUUUCAAGUCAAGAAGCUGGGGAGAUCCCAAUCCCAAUAAAUAGUUCCUAUGGUGGUGGGCAUGGGCAUGGGCACAUGAUCCAUCAUAAUCAUCAUCAUCAUGACCCUGCAGCAGCAGCAGCAGCAGCAGCAGUAGUGCCCCACAACCAUUCCAAUUUGAUUCCCUCCUCAGCCGUGCCCCAAAAUCAAAAUCCCUCCAACACUAAUGGCUCUUCCAUGCCCACAAGCCUAGAUCAUCAUCACCAUCACCACCAUUCUCAUCCUCAUCAUGAGGAGGAGGAGCAUGUGAACAUUGUGCCCUACAGCUGUAAGAAAGUGGGGGUGAAGUACAAAGAGUGCCUCAAGAACCAUGCAGCAGCCAUGGGAGGGACUGCAACUGACGGGUGUGGUGAAUUCAUGCCCAGUGGAGAAGAAGGCACCAUUGAAGCUCUCAACUGCUCAGCCUGCAACUGUCACAGAAACUUCCACAGAAAAGAAGUAGAAGGUGAGCAGCAGCCCUCCCCCUCCUCUUGGGAUCAUAACUUUCAUCAUACUAUCAACAGGGUUGGGGUUGGAAGCAGGAAGUUCCUAUUAGGCCCUGGCCAUCACAAGAAUUUACUAGCAGCCCCCCCAGAGGGUUUAGGGUACCAUACAAUGCCCUCAUCAAGAACAGCAGCACCCCACCAGAUGAUAAUGUCUUACAACAUGGGAAUGGGAAUGGGGAUGGGUAUGGGGGCCCUCCCUUCAGAGUCUGAUGAACAGGAGGAGCAUGAUGGUGGUGGGGUUGUGGGCAGGCCAGCAGCAGCACAGCUAGCAAAGAAAAGGUUCAGGACAAAGUUUACACAGGAGCAGAAGGAAAAAAUGUUCAACUUUGCUGAGAAAGUUGGGUGGAAGAUUCAGAAGCAAGAAGACUCUGUGGUACAAAACUUCUGCCAGGAGAUUGGGGUCAAGAGAAGAGUUCUCAAGGUUUGGAUGCACAACAACAAACACAAUCUUGCCAAGAAGAAUCCCCCACCACCCCCACCCCCACCCCCACCUGCUUAAUAUCAAUUAAUAAAAAAUUAAUUACCAUCUCUCUCAUCAUCCUCUUUCAGUUUGUGCUUAACUCUACCAGUAGUUAGCUUAUAGUACUGAUUAUCAUAUUUAAUUUACCACGUCUUUUUCUAUUUUAUUUUAUAAUUUUGUCCUCUUUGAUAUUUU